Molecule: messenger RNA, 616 nt
Organism: Salmo salar (Atlantic salmon)
Lineage: Eukaryota; Metazoa; Chordata; Actinopteri; Salmoniformes; Salmonidae
Product: DNA-directed RNA polymerases I, II, and III subunit RPABC5
Biological process (GO): transcription by RNA polymerase II; tRNA transcription by RNA polymerase III; transcription by RNA polymerase I
Cellular component (GO): RNA polymerase II, core complex; RNA polymerase I complex; RNA polymerase III complex
Molecular function (GO): DNA binding; zinc ion binding
Source: RefSeq, a predicted model, not a curated record
GUUGCAGCCCCUGAACAUGCCCCAGUAUUGAGGGAGGAGCGACGCGCAUUAGCUACAUGUUCUUCCUGUGUGCGUUCUUGUCUGUUUGCAAGGGUUACUGCAGAACAUCUACUUUACAGGCCCCAGUCGAAAGUAAUCAAAAUGAUUAUCCCGGUCCGGUGCUUCACCUGUGGGAAAAUCGUUGGUAAUAAAUGGGAGGCAUACCUUGGCCUCCUACAAGCUGAAUACACUGAAGGUGAUGCCCUUGAUGCUCUUGGUCUGAAGAGGUAUUGCUGUCGGAGGAUGCUGCUGGCCCAUGUAGACCUUAUUGAGAAGUUGCUGAAUUAUGCACCCCUGGAGAAAUGAUGGAUACAACAACCACAAGAAUCAUCUGGCUUAUUUAUGGACAAGCCCUGGCUGACAGCCAGGGAGGCAGUGCACCCUGAUGGAUUGACAUCCUCAAGAGACUAUUUUCACACCUGGUUUGAAUUGUACAUUUUUGUUGUUGGCUACAGCCACUUGCCAUGUAAUUUACAUUAUUGUGUAAAUAAACAAGACGGGAGGCCAACCCCUUUAAGCAGCAUGGUCCUCUUGUGAAACAAUCCCUUUUUGCAAUAAAUACACUUGUUCCAAUUCA